Messenger RNA from Agelaius phoeniceus (red-winged blackbird), 1432 nucleotides. RefSeq names its product melanocortin 3 receptor (gene MC3R). Gene Ontology annotation, biological process: G protein-coupled receptor signaling pathway. The record is from RefSeq and is a predicted model, not a curated record. Gene Ontology annotation, molecular function: melanocortin receptor activity. NCBI's taxonomy places the organism in Eukaryota, Metazoa, Chordata, Aves, Passeriformes, Icteridae. Gene Ontology annotation, cellular component: membrane.
AUGAACACCACACGCUUUGCAUUCUCCUUCCAGCCCCUGCUGCUGAACACCACCGAGGACUUCAACGACUCCGUCCCCACCAACCGCAGCGGCGACGGGUUCUGCGAGCAGGUCUUCAUCAAAGCCGAGGUCUUCUUGACUCUGGGGAUCAUCAGCCUGCUGGAGAACAUCCUUGUCAUCCUGGCAGUGCUGAAGAACGGGAACCUGCACUCUCCCAUGUAUUUCUUCCUCUGCAGCCUGGCCGUGGCAGAUAUGCUGGUGAGCAUGUCCAACGCCCUGGAGACCGUCAUGAUCGCCAUCCUCAGCAACGGCUACCUGGUCAUCGACGACCACUUCAUCCAGCACAUGGACAAUGUGUUUGACUCCAUGAUUUGUAUUUCUCUGGUAGCCUCCAUUUGCAACCUCUUGGUCAUAGCCAUCGACAGGUACAUCACUAUUUUCUAUGCCCUCCGUUACCACAGCAUCAUGACGGUGAAGAAAGCCCUGACCCUCAUUGUGCUCAUUUGGGUGGCGUGCAUCAUCUGUGGCAUCAUUUUCAUUGCCUACUCGGAGAGCAAAACUGUCAUUGUGUGUCUCAUCACCAUGUUCUUCACCAUGCUGCUGCUGAUGGCCUCUCUGUACGUGCACAUGUUCCUGUUUGCCCGCCUGCACGUCAAGCGCAUCGCGGCGCUGCCCGUCGAGGGCGUGCCGCCCCAGCGCACCUGCAUGAAGGGCGCCGUCACCAUCACCAUCCUCCUGGGGGUCUUCAUCGUCUGCUGGGCGCCUUUCUUCCUCCACCUCAUCCUCAUCAUCUCCUGCCCCAUGAACCCCUACUGCAUCUGCUACACGGCGCACUUCAACACCUACCUGGUGCUGAUCAUGUGCAACUCGGUCAUUGACCCGCUCAUUUACGCCUUCAGGAGCCUGGAGAUGAGGAAGACUUUCAAAGAAAUUGUGUGUUGCUGCUAUGGCAUGAGUGUGGGACAGUGCAUGCUGUAAAACACCUGGUUUUGGGUGGAAAAAACACGCCAUAGGUGUAUAUAAAUAUAAAUAUAUUUAUGUUUAUGUUGAGAUGCAGAGCAGCUCACUUUAAACGCAGUGCCUGAAGGAAGGGUGCAGGAAAGACAAAAGCCUCCUACGUGAUGCCUUGUUUCCUACUUUUUAGAGAGAAAACCAGUUUCAGCUGAAUUAUUUGAAGUUUUUUAAAUGGUUAUAAUGGAAGGAAAUCCAGAGUGGCUUACAAAACAGCUUCAAAAACUUACUGGGAGAAAGGAAUCCUGAAAGGGAAUGCCACUUUCUAGAGACUGAGAUAACAUUCCCUCUAGCAUUCAUCUGUGCCUGUUGCUUUAUCUCAGUGCCACUGCCAACAAGUCAGUGCUUUCUAAAAGAGUCCAUUAGUAACCUCUGUGAAAAGCUAUUUUCCCAAACACCAACAGGUAACAGCAUUGUUCUA